AUGUCGUCCGAAGUUUGCCAUGAAGAGCAAAGGGGGAGGGAGGCCAUUCCUAACCCCAACCCCUCCAAGAAGAACUCUCGAGGAGGGAAGGACAAGUCCGUGGACAUGAUCGCCUCCAUGGAAGCACGGGUGAUGCGCAACGAGGUGAAUGUUGCCGAAGUGAAGGAACACCUCGACGUCCUCGAUCAAAAGAUGGACGAUGUUGAAGGCAUGGUCGAAACCAUGGGAGAGUUUCGCCAACAUGUUGCCGACAAGCACCAAGCUUUUGAGGAGUUCCAAGCGGUGGUGUUGGACUCUCUCAGGACAUUACAAGCUCAAGUGGAAGAGCUCCGAUCGGGUCUAGAAGAAAGCAAGGGCGAUUGGGCGUUUUGUAAGAGGGCGGUGGCAAACGGGGUCGUCACCAAUGCCGCACCUCCCGCAAGGGUCGAAGUUCCAAGACCGCGGAAGUAUGGGGGAAAGCGGGAUGCCCAAGAGCUGGAGAACUUUCUAUGGUCCAUGGAGAGGUACUUCGAAGCUACCAAUGUCCAAAGUGAGCAAGAGAGGGUGAACAUUGCGACCGGGUAUCUUGAGGACCAUGCAAUAGCGUGGUGGCAACGAAAGCAUGCCGAGAUUAUGCAAGGCACAUGCAUCAUCAACACUUGGGAGCUACUCAAGUGUGAAAUCAAGAAGCAAUUCUAUCCGGGCAACGUGGCAUAUGAAGCACGGAAGAAGAUGCGAGAGCUUAAGCACACGGGGCCGAUUUCCAGGUAUGUGGAUGAGUUCUCUAAGCUUAUGCUUCAAGUUGAUAAUAUGAAUUCGGAAGAUUUGCUAUUUAAUUUUAUGGAGGGGCUCCAACCCUGGGCACAACGGGAGCUCCAAAGGCGUCAAGUAGCCAACAUCUCCUCAGCCCUUACCGAAGCCGACACCCUUGUUGAGUUCCGCAAGGGAGAGACAUCCAAGCCGAAGAAGGAUGGCAAGUCCGAUCACGGCAAAGGUGGGGGAGGAAAGGGAGACAAACCAUCCCACCGAGAAAAGGGAGAUAAGCCGCCGCACAAGAAAGAAUGGCGGAAGGAUGGCAAGAAGGAGUACAAGCGUCGUGAGAAUUGCUACCUUUGUGAUGGGGACCACUGGAUCCGUGACUGCCCCAAACGCAAGGCCUUCAAUGCCAUGUUCGAAGAGAAACAACCUGAGACAUCCGCAUCCGAGACAGCCAACAUGGGAUGCCUCCAACUUCUCAAUGCCUUGAAGGUAAAACCCGCACAACCGAAAGUUCAAGAUAAGUCCCUCAUGCAUGUCGAAGCCACCAUCAACGGGAAGAAAGUUCAAGCCUUAUUGGACACGGGUGCUUCCCACAACUUCAUCAAAGAUAGUGAGGCAAGACGGUUAGGCCUCAAGGUGGAGAAAUCAGAUGGAUGGCUCAAGACGGUGAAUGCUGAAGCUAAACCACUUGGGGGCGUGGCUCGGAACGUUGAGCUACAUCUUAGCACAUGGAGCGGCAAGGUAUCAUUUUCUGUUGCACCUUUAGAUGAUUUUAACCUUGUUCUUGGCAUGGAGUUUCUCAGGCAAUUCAAUGCGGUGCCCCUACCGCAAUACAAAUCAAUGUGCAUCCUGGAGGGAGUCCCGUGCAUGGUUCCAACCGUAAGCAAAGCCGCACCAAGCAACCAACUCUCCGCAAUGCAAAUUGAGAAGGGACUUAAGCGAAAAGAAGAGACCUUUAUCGCAAUGGUGCAUGAGUUGGAAGAUGAGAGAGGUGUGGACACUAUAGAGCCGGUACUGGGGGAAGUAUCCAGAGUCCUUAAAGAAUACAAGGACGUCAUGCCAUCCGAGUUGCCAAAAUGUCUACCACCUAGGAGGGAGGUGGACCAUAAGAUCGAGCUAGAGCCGGGAGCCAACCCACCCACCAAAGCUCCACACCGGAUGUCGCCACCAGAAUUAGAUGAGUUGCGGAGACAACUCAAAGAUCUCUUAGAGGCCGGAUUAAUCAAGCCUUCAAAAGCACCAUACGGAGCUCCGGUCCUCUUUCAAAAGAAGCAAGAUGGGUCGCUUCGCCUUUGCAUCGACUAUCGGGCACUUAACAAGGUAACCAUCAAAAACAAAUAUCCCAUUCCACUAAUUGCCGAUUUGUUUGAUCAACUUGGACAGGCCAAGUACUUUUCUAAGCUUGACUUGAGAUCGGGGUAUUACCAAGUGCGGAUUGCGGAGGGGGAUGAGCCGAAGACUGCAUGUGUGACGCGCUAUGGAGCCUUCGAGUUCAAAGUCAUGCCAUUCGGCCUCACCAAUGCCCCUGCCACAUUUUGCACGCUCAUGAACCACAUCUUCCAUCCAUAUCUUGAUCGGUUCGUGGUGGUUUAUCUCGACGACAUUGUGGUGUAUAGCAACACUCUUGAGGAGCAUGCCGAGCACCUGCGGACAGUUUUUCGAGUGUUGCAAGAAAACAAGUUGUAUGUCAAGCGGGAAAANAUAUUGGAUCGGCUCCACAAAGAAACCGGAUAUCCGGAUCCGAUCCGGUUUUGUCCAUAA
Messenger RNA from Pistacia vera, 2499 nucleotides. RefSeq lists its product as uncharacterized. Gene Ontology annotation, molecular function: aspartic-type endopeptidase activity. Gene Ontology annotation, biological process: proteolysis. The transcript has a single exon. The coding region runs from base 1 to 2499 and encodes 832 amino acids. The record is from RefSeq and is a predicted model, not a curated record. Lineage: Eukaryota; Viridiplantae; Streptophyta; Magnoliopsida; Sapindales; Anacardiaceae.